Messenger RNA from Monascus purpureus, 444 nucleotides. Lineage: Eukaryota; Fungi; Ascomycota; Eurotiomycetes; Eurotiales; Aspergillaceae. The record is from the annotation of a GenBank genome assembly.
AUGCUCCCUUGGAUCUACCCCGUGCGCGCUAUACAGAUUGUCUUCGCCAUCAUCGUCCUUGGUCUGACCGCGUAUGCCGUUGGUGAAAUCUUCGACUCCCCCAACACGAUCAACUAUGUGCUCUUUGUCAGUGUCUGGACCUGGAUUGCAACCAUGUACCUUUUCCUAGCGCCCGCAUACUUCCCCGUCCUUGCGAAUCGCAUCGCCAUUUUGGCCGUGGAAGCUGUCACAAUGGUUUUUUGGUUUGCCGGCUUCAUUGCCCUGGGAGCUUGGUUGCCGUCACCAAGCUUCUGUAAAGGAGAUCUCUGCAACUCAUUGCAGGCGGCGACAGUGUUUGGGUCAUUUGAAUGGGCCCUGUUUGCGGUCACUACCGGCGUGGUUAUAUACAACUUCCGCAGAAAUUCGAAGCCCGCACCGCCGUCAACAGUCAACCUUGGCGUCUGA